CUUCCUGAGAGCGCGAUGUGUUUGUGUGAAACCCCGCCCACUUCAUUCAUGACAGUAGAUAAAGUGUGUCGCGGGUCACAGAGGCUCAAUAUGAACUAACAUUGAGACACACAGCAGAGCUUUAACGAUGCUGGCUGUCAUCCGGCUGAUCUUCAUCAUCAUCAUCAUCAUCAUGACGCGUGCAGAGAAGAUCUUCCACAACAGAGAUCAUUCUGAUGUUUACAUGAACAACAUUCAUCAGACUGAAGCCAUCACUGAUACAAACACUGCUCAGAGAUUUCUAUUAAAGUAUGGAUUCAUAAGAGCAGCAGACAGUGAUGAACUUCAGAGCUUAGCAGAAGACGUAAGCGAGACAGAGGACAGCCUCUCGCUGGACCUGGAGGAGGGUGGAGCUGCAUCCCGAUCCAUCAGCUCUGAACUCCCAAACCAGAGACCAGAGUUCAUCUCAGCACUCAGAGAGUUCCAGAGAGUGUCCGGUCUCCCUGUGACAGGGGUGGUUGAUGAUGCCACCAAAGCUGCCAUGAACGAACCCAGAUGUGGCGUCCCAGACCACGACGAAGAAGAGCCAGAGCAGAUCGAGUCCAACAGCAUCUCCAUAAACAACCCCACUGAUGUCAAUGAACUCAACAUCUCCGCACACAACCAAACUGAGGUCCAUCAGUUCAACAUCUCCACACACAACCACACUGAGAUCCAUCUGUUCAACAUCUCCACAUACAACCACACUGAGGUCCAUACGUUCAACAUCUCCACACACAACCACACUGAGGUCCAUCAGUUCAACAUCUCCAAACACAACCACACUGAGGUCUACCCGUUCAACAUCUCCACCUACAACCACACUGAGGUCCAUCCAUUCAACAUCUCCACACACAACCACACUGAGGUCCAUCCAUUCAACAUCUCCACACACAACCACACUGAGGUCCAUCCGUUCGACAUCUCCACAUACAACCACACUGAGGUCCAUCCGUUCAACAUCUCCACACACAACCACACUGAGGUCCAUCCGUUCAACCUCUCCACACACAACCACACUGAGAUCCAUCCGUUCGACAUCUCCACACACAACCACACUGAGGUCCAUCAGUUCAACAUCUCCAAACACAACCACACUGAGGUCCAUCUGUUCAACAUCUCCACAUACAACCACACUGAGAUCCAUCCGUUCGACAUCUCCACACACAACCACACUGAGGUCCAUCCGUUCGACAUCUCCACACACAACCACACUGAGGUCCAUCAGUUCAACAUCUCCACACACAACCACACUGAGGUCCAUCAGUUCAACAUCUCCAAACACAACCACACUGAGGUCCAUCAGUUCAACAUCUCCACAUACAACCACACUGAGAUCCAUCCGUUCGACAUCUCCACACACAACCACACUGAGGUCCAUCAGUUCAACAUCUCCACACACAACCACACUGAGGUCCAUCAGUUCAACAUCUCCACAAACAACCACACUGAGGUCCAUCCGUUCAACAUCUCCGCACACAACCACACUGAGGUCCAUCUGUUCAACAUCUCCACACACAACCACACUGAGAUCCAACUGUUCAACAUCUCCACACACAACCACACUGAGGUCCAUCCAUUCAACAUCUCCACACACAACCACACUGAGGUCCAUCCAUUCAACAUCUCCACACACAACCACACUGAGGUCCAUCCGUUCGACAUCUCCACAUACAACCACACUGAGGUCCAUCCGUUCAACAUCUCCACACACAACCACACUGAGAUCCAUCCGUUCGACAUCUCCACACACAACCACACUGAGGUCCAUCCGUUCAACAUCUCCACACACAACCACACUGAGGUCCAUCAGUUCAACAUCUCUACACACAACCAAACUGAAGUCCAUCAGUUCAACAUCUCCACAAACAACCACACUGAGGUCCAUCCGUUCAACAUCUCCGCACACAACCACACUGAGGUCCAUCCGUUCAACAUCUCCACACACAACCACACUGAGAUCCAACUGUUCAACAUCUCCACACACAACCACACUGAGGUCCAUGAGCUUAGUGCUGAUGUUGGGAAUAGCAGUGAUACGUUCAAUGACACUCAUCAUCAAAUGAAAUCUCCAGUGAGAAGAAAACGUCACCUGGCAGCACUGUUGAGGAAAAGACGAAAGAGAGACGUGAACAAUUGGGCGGGUCACAUGGCCUUCUCCCAGACUCUUUUGAGAUGGCGUCUGAUUGGAGAAGGUUACAGCAGUCAACUGCCCAUUGAUGAGCAGAAAUAUAUCUUCAGACUUGCCUUUCGUAUGUGGAGUGAAGUUUCGCCUCUGGAGUUUCUGGAGGAUUUACAUUCUCCUCUGGAAGACAUUGACAUCAGGCUGGGCUUUGGAACAGGCAGACAUCUGGGCUGUUCACAGAGAUUUGACGGCGCAGGCCGUGAGUUUGCUCACGCGUGGUUUCUGGGAGACAUUCAUUUUGAUGAUGAUGAACACUUCACCAUUCCAAACACAGGCAGUGGGAUCAGUCUGCUGAAGGUGGCAGUUCAUGAGAUUGGACAUGUUUUAGGACUCCCUCACAUCUACCGGACUGGAUCCAUUAUGCAGCCAAGUUAUCUGCCCCAGGAUGCGGGCUUUGAGAUCGACUGGAUGGACAGAAAGUCUAUUCAGAAUCUGUAUGGUGUGUGUAAGGGUCGAUUCAGUGCUGUGUUUGAUUGGAUCAGAAGAGAGCAGACGCCCUACGGUGAGGUCACGAUCCGUUUUAACACCUACUUCAUGCGGGAUGGCUGGUACUGGCUUUAUGAGAACCGCAAUAACAGAACUCGAUAUGGAGAUCCAGUAGCGGUGCAGGCCGGGUGGCACGGUCUGCCUGCCAGUGGAGUGGACGCUUAUGUUCAUGUGUGGAACCGCAAAAUGGACGCUGCUUACUUCUUUAAAGGUGUACAGUACUGGCGCUAUGACAGUGAAAAUGAUCAAGUCUUUGCUAAUGACUCAAACGGACGCUCGUACCCGCGUCUGAUCUCUGAGGAUUUUCCUGGUGUGAUCGGACCUGUGGACACGGCGUACUACGACAGAAGAGACGCUCAUAUCUACUUUUUUAAAGGCUCACAGGUGUAUAGGUUUGAUGUACGAAAGAACCGCUUGGCUUCAUCUUCCCCUCAAAAGAUCACUGAAGUAUUUCCAGCCGUUGUCUUUGGUAAUCACCCGGUCAGUAACCUGGACGCCUCUUAUUUUUCCUACACACACAACACCAUCUUUCUGCUGAAGGGAGCGUCAUACUGGCGUGUGGUGAACAGCAGGGAUCGCAGGCGGAAACCAUCACUACCUCUGAAUGCCGUUCUGCCACGGAGAGAUGUGGACCAGCAGUGGUUUGAUAUCUGUGACGUACACAGCAGCUCUCUGAGAACCUCACGCAGAUGACCCAAAACUGAUCUCUGGUCAGCAACAUCAGUAAAGGUUCAAUCCUGCUGUGGAUCUGACAGAAAAACUCAAUCAUGUUUGAACAAAUGCUUAUAUUCUGUUUACAUGAUCUUGGUUUUUCUUUUUCAGCGAUGUUGUGUUUUAAUCUCCGUGUUAGAUGUUGUCAUUAAUCGACAUGAACUGUAAUGUGUCGUCCUUCCUCACACGUGUGCGAUACACAAACUUGACAAAAACAUGUAUAUAUUUAUACUGUUGGCUUGAAUGUGAAUCCAUAUUUAUUAAGUUAUUUAUUAUUUGUUUUUAUAUGAACGAGCUGUACAGUAUUAAACUAUCAACAUUAUAAUAGCUUUAUGAAUGACUGAAUAUUGUUUUGUGUAAGACACUGCUGUGUCUGUUUGUCUGUCUGUGAGACAAUUAUUGAAACAUCAUCAUAUCAAUGUCUG
Paramisgurnus dabryanus is the source of this 3825-nucleotide messenger RNA. The record is from RefSeq and is a predicted model, not a curated record. Lineage: Eukaryota; Metazoa; Chordata; Actinopteri; Cypriniformes; Cobitidae.